Ceratina calcarata is the source of this 675-nucleotide messenger RNA. It is a transcript of the gene lin-52, whose product is annotated as DREAM core complex component lin-52. The transcript is spliced from 4 exons. Bases 88 to 429 code for a protein of 113 amino acids. Gene Ontology annotation, biological process: regulation of DNA-templated transcription. Gene Ontology annotation, cellular component: DRM complex. NCBI's taxonomy places the organism in Eukaryota, Metazoa, Arthropoda, Insecta, Hymenoptera, Apidae. The record is from RefSeq and is a predicted model, not a curated record.
UUUAUUUACUACGUAUUACUUUCGACAUUAUUUCUUUUCUCCCAUAUUUGUGUAUUGUGUUUGUUGUCGAAUUUACUGUUAACGAGUAUGAGUGCAGAAGAACCUUCGGAUCAAUCAGACUUGAUAUGUGUAGAAGAAAGCCUCAUGAGUUUGGAGAAGUUAGAUCGGGCCUCGCCCGAUCUGUGGCCCGAGCAGAUUCCAGGUGUGCAUGAAUUUGUAGCCCAGAAUUCACCUCAAACAGAACCUUCCUCGUGGGCUGGUGGUUUAACACCAGAUGACAUAAAUCAAUUGCAUCAAUUAGGAAAUUUGUCAGUGGCUAGUUUGAUAGUCGAAGUAAAGAAGCUACACGACACGGCUUAUCAGUUGGGUUUAGAAGAGGCGAAAGAGAUGACUCGUGGCAAAUACUUAAACAUUUUUAAACACAAAUAAAGCAGUCUUGAAAUAUACCAUCGAUAUUUUAUUAGUCUAAUUAAUUGAUUCUUAAAUUAAAUGUUUAACAGUUUUCAAAGAUCCAUCUUAUGUACUUUUGUACAUCCACAAAAACCGACGGGAAGUUACGAACAACGCUGCAGUCAGAACCGUACGAUAGAAGGCCUAACUGGGAAUUGUAUACAGAAUUAUGUUCCUGUAAAUUAUAUUUAGCUAUUGGAAUAUGAAUAAAUUUAUACCAAGAAA